GUUACGACAGAAGGUGCUGUUCCUUUAAGCGGAGACUUCCUAAAACAAGCACGACACGAAAGGAGCAGAUAAACAACAACUGCCGGGGGUAGAAUAACCUCGAAUAGACCGUUUACCGGGAUUAAUCUUGUUCAUACAAACGACGGAUCUUUAAGGUGUGUCAGAGCACAAUUUCUGCUGAUUUUGCAUAUCAAAAAUCCCAGAACACUGUUGAAAGCCAUUGCGGAAGUAAACCCAACCUCGAAGUGAGAAGGGAGAAUAGGGGGACACCAAGUGGACUCAACGGAGAAAGACUGCGCGCGACCUUCUGUAUGGGAGAGAUGUACGGAUCGUCAGGAAUGCCAGAUCUGAUUCCAUCGAAUGGCCCGCGACAGCCUGGUCCGGCCGGCCAGUUCAACCCGGGACAUAGGCAGGUAGCACAGAAUGGGCAUGAGAGGCCCAACCCCCAGAGACUAGGGCAGCGGGCGCCCAAGCUUGGACAAAUUGGUCGUUCCAAGAAAGUGGACCUAGGGGAUGAGGACGUGGAUGACAUCAUGAAUAAUAAUGGCCAAUAAUAAUGUUCCGUGUCCCUCAACCUCUCACCCAUCUCCUAACCACACCACAUGUGCCAAUGAAGAUCUUCGAAGCCAAACUCAGCUGAAUCAAUUUGACCUUGAUCAAUCAACUUUACAAGUGACCUCCCCUGAAGCUUGGCCUAGGAUAUCAUAGCUGAAAAGCUCAUCGUGGCACAUUGAGGGACAGUUCUAUUGCCGGAAUUCUAGACAUUAGUUCUAGACAUUCAUUUUAGGAUUCUAUAGACCUUUGCAUCAAAAGCUUGUAUAUUGCGGUUAACUUGUCUGUUGUUAUACUGUGAAUGAAUUGUACUGAAACUUGUUCUGCUCUUAUUACCUCUGUAGUGGACUAUCUGCACUUGGGAAAGUACAGUGUGGCUUGUCUUUAAAGCUUCUAAAGGGCUACAUUUGAAAAAAGUUGCACUCUUUAAAUGAUAAGGUAAAAUGAAAUGGAGUAGGAGUGCUGAUCUAGGAUCAGGUCCCCACUUGUCUAUAGAAUCUUAUUUAAUAUCAUCUAAAAGGCAAGUCUGAUCUUAGAUCAGCACACAGAGGCUAUGAAUACAGUUUUCUUCUUGGUUACUGAUUUUACAAGGUGGAUAUUUUGUAGAAGAUGGCAGGACGGAAGCCUGUUAACAUGUAACGUACAGGUGGAACAUUGAGUUACUGACCGUUGUGAUUUAAUCUAAAUCUGUGGUUCUCUCACCUUGUGGAGUAUCAGGUUACUGCUGAAUGAUCACUGUUUUGGAAUGCAGGGACAGUUGGAAAAGGUUACUACUGAUCAUUUAUAUUUACAAAAAAAAUAUUGUUUUGGUUUAUUACCUUGUUUUAAAUCAAUUAUGGAUGGCUAUUAUUUUCCAGCACAUUUUUUUUAGAGUUGAUAUAAUAUAUGGUUUAUGUUGUUUUUCUUAUGUUAUUGCGUAAUGGUGCACUUUGUGGGAAUGACUGUUAAAUAUGUGACGAUGAAACUUUACAUAUUUCUAUGCACGGAUUCUAUUUAAGCAUCAAGUCGGGGCAUACUUCCUGUCCAGAAGGGCUACUUUCUUCUUCGUUUAAAUGUUUUUAUCAUAAAGGCUGAGUCCCAAACGGCACCCUAUUCCCUACAUAGGUCCUAUGGGCCAUAGUCAAAAGUAGUGCACUAUAUAGGGAAUAGGGUACCGUUUGGGACAUAUCUAAUAUUUCAUGUGGACUAUAAGGACAAUGUUGACCUAACUAAUGCCUGUAACUUUCUUGUACACUGGUCACUACUUUCAGUGAAACAUUUCAUUUCACAGCAUAGCUAAUAGUGACGCUGUCAUGAUCACAUGGCUUAAAUGGAUGGAAUUGUUAUGUGCAUUGGUAAUGUUUGCAUGAAAAUGUGAUGAUUUUUGCAUAAUAAUUCAUUAUUGGUAAUAAAGGAGGGAAGAGCUUUUCUUUUUUAAUGGAA
Oncorhynchus masou masou (cherry salmon) is the source of this 1974-nucleotide messenger RNA. RefSeq lists its product as uncharacterized. NCBI's taxonomy places the organism in Eukaryota, Metazoa, Chordata, Actinopteri, Salmoniformes, Salmonidae. The coding region runs from base 312 to 554 and encodes 80 amino acids. The record is from RefSeq and is a predicted model, not a curated record. The transcript is spliced from 3 exons.